GCACACACACACACACACACACACACACACUGGGAUGGCUGUGUGUGGCUGGAGCCAAGGCUGAUUCUCCACUCAGCAAGUGAGCUCCCUGUGCCUCUCCUAGAAAAUAAGGAAUUGGGGAAGGAACAGUUAAUAAGAAAAUGUGCCUUGCUAACUGUGCACAUUACAACAAAGAGCUGGCAGCUCCUGAAGGAAAAGGGUUUGUGCCGCUGCCGUUCAAACUUGUCAGUCAACUCGUGCCAGCAGCCUCAGCGUCUGCCUCCCCAGCACACCCUCAUUACAUGUGUCUGUCUGGCCUGAUCUGUACAUCUGCUCAGAGUCGCUCCUGCCGAGUUGAGUCGGGGAUUUCUGCAUUUCUCACUGGUGCCAAGAGCAGAUUUCUCUAUCUGCUGCUUCUCUGUCACCCCGGCUCUCUCCCCCAAGGAGGCUCUCCGGCUUUUAUGAUAGCUUUGGACUUCCUACGCUGUCUGCCUGUCCCUGACUUCUAGAAUGGAAGAAGCCGAGCUGGUGAAGGAAAGGCUGCAGGCCAUCACAGAUAAAAGAAAAAUACAGGAAGAAAUCUCAGAGAAACGUUUGAAAAUAGAGGAAGAAAAACUAAGGCACCAGCAUUUGAAGAAAAAGGCCUUGAGGGAGAAAUGGCUUCUAGAUGGAAUCAGCAGCGGAAAAGAACAGGAAGAGAUGAAGAAGCAAAAUCAACAAGACCACCACCAGAUUCAGCUUCUAGAACAAAGUAUCCUCAGACUAGAGAAAGAAAUCCACAAUCUCGAAAAGGCGGAACUACAAAUCUCAACCAAUGAAGAGGCAAUUUUAAAGAAAUUGAAAUCAGUUGAGAGAACAACAGAAGACAUAAUAAGGUCUGUGAAGGUAGAAAAGGAAGAACCAUUAGAAGCAUCAAUUGAAGACAUCUAUGCUAAUAUCCCUGACCUUCCAAAGUCCUACAUACCCACCAGGCUAAGGAAGGAAAGAAAUGAAGGAAUAGAAGAUGAUGAGCAAAACAGAAAAGCUUUGUAUGCCAUGGAAAUUAAGGUUGAAAAAGACUUGAAGACCGGAGAAAGUACAGUCCUGUCUUCAAUACCUCUCCCAUCCGAUGACUUUAAAGGUACAGGAAUCAAAGUAUAUGAUGAUGGGCGAAAGUCUGUAUACGCAGUCAGCUCCAAUCAGAGGGUGGCACACAAUGGCGCCGAUGGCCUGGCAACAGUUGAGGUAGAGGAACUUCUACGACAAGCUUCUGAAAGAAACUCUCAAUCCCCAACGGAGUAUCACGAGCCUGUAUAUGCCAAUCCCUUUUACAGGCCAACCACUCCACAGAGAGACAAAUUACCCCCUGGACCAAACUUUCAAGAAAGGAUAAAGAUGAAAGCUAACGGACUAGGAAAUGAUGUGAAUGAAUCCGUACACAGUAUGAACAAUGGACUUUCAGAGGAGGGUGGCACCAGCUUCAAUCAUAUUGGUGCCAGUCAGCCAAUUCCUCGUCCCCGAUCAAUGACUCACCAAGCACAGGAGACAUCCUACACCCUACAGAAGGGGCAGACGACGCCUUGGGAAGAACCGAAUGUGAUGCAAGACAAGUAUUCACCUUCCCCAAAGGCAAGACAGAAUCCCAGUGAAGCCCUAGUUGGGAAGUCAGAACCCCAAGGUGCUUCUCCUACUUCCCAGGAGGAAGAAGAUGUUAGAUACAAUAUUGUUCAUUCCCUGCCAUCUGACAUGAAAGAUAGAGAACCUGUGACAAUGAUUUUCAUGGGGUAUCAGCAGGCAGAAGACAACGAAGAAGAAAAGAAGCUUCUGACCGGGUAUGACGGGAUCAUCCACGCUGAGCUGGUGGUGAUUGAUGAUGAGGAGGAGGGUGAGGGAGAUGAGGAACCUUCCUACCAUCCCGUAGCUCCUUAUAGUCAGGUUUACCAGCCUGUCAAACCAACACCACUUCCCAGGAAGAGAUCAGAAGUUAAACCCCAUGAAAACACAAACCACAGAUCUCCACACAAAAAUUCCAUGUCCCUAAAAGAGCAAGAAGAAAACUUAGGCAGCCCUAUCCAGAAUUCUCCACUUGAAGUUCAGCUAGCUGGUGAUGGGACUGAGGAUCCGACCUUAACAGCUUUAAGGAUGAGAAUGGCAAAGCUGGGAAAAAAGGUUAUCUGAGAAGUGUGCCAUCUAUGUAGACAUUCUUUGGAGAAGAAACUAAGAAACUUUGCAAAUUUCUUUUCUGGAUAUUUUGUUUCUUUUUUCUGACAUCCAAAAAAAACUAUAACUGUACCCAUACUAAGCCAUGUGAAUAAACAGUAGUCAUUAUUUGUGAAAAAUUCAAAAAAAAAAAUGGGAGAACAAAUGUUAAACUUUUCCAUUUACUGACAUGAUUCAGUGGGGACGGGAAGGGUAUGGGAAGCCAUUGUAUUUUUAUUGUAUUGAUACCAAAGAAUUUCUAAUAAGAGCUUGUUAAAUUUAAGAAUAAAGUUAUUUAAAAUAGCCUGACU
Talpa occidentalis (Iberian mole) is the source of this 2468-nucleotide messenger RNA. It is a transcript of the gene PALMD, whose product is annotated as palmdelphin. The record is from RefSeq and is a predicted model, not a curated record. Gene Ontology annotation, biological process: regulation of cell shape. The transcript is spliced from 8 exons. Gene Ontology annotation, cellular component: cytoplasm; membrane. NCBI's taxonomy places the organism in Eukaryota, Metazoa, Chordata, Mammalia, Eulipotyphla, Talpidae. The coding region runs from base 490 to 2136 and encodes 548 amino acids.